UCCGAGGACCGGAAGUGCUGUGUGGAACCGACUCGGCGCCGAGCUGGAGAGGCCUAAGGAGACGGUUGCGCUGAGGGUGAAUGAGGCCUGAGAGGCCGUCGCGGGAGCCGGACAUUGCCCAUGGAUGAGUUGGUGCAUGAUUUGGCCUCAGCCCUUGAGCAGACUUCUGAACAGAACAAACUGGAUGAGCUGUGGGAAGAAAUGACUCUGAGCCCAAGGCAGCAGCGGCGACAGCUUCGCAAGAGGCGGGGACGCAAACGACGUUCAGACCUCACACACCAAGCAGAACAUGCUUGCUGCUAUAGCGGAGCAUCUGAGUCCAGCCUGGAUGAAGUUGCAGAAGACUGUCGGGAAGUGCUGACUGCCAACUUUAGUGACUCGGAUGACAUGGCAGUAGUGAAACGUCAUCCAACACUCAGUGCAACUCUCAGGAGUAAGCAGCACUCCUGGCACGAGUCAGACUCAUUCACUGAGAAUGCACCUUGCCGACCACUCAGGCGCCGGCGAAAAGUUAAGCGUGUGACAUCAGAGGUGGCUGCUAGCCUUCAGCAAAAACUCAGAGUAUCAGAGUGGAGUUAUGAGAAAGGGUGCAGGUUCAAGUCUGCUAAGAAGCAGCGCCUAUCUCGCUGGAAGGAGAAUGCUCCCUGGACAUCAUCUAGCCGAGGGCUGUGCGAGUCUGCAGAGACCAGGACUUUCCUCAGCAAGGGGGGAAGGAAUGAGAGGAUGGAAUGUGAAGCAGAUGAACAGAAACAGGGUUCUGAUGAAAACAUGUCUGAAUGUGAAACCAGCAGUGUAUGCAGCAGCAGUGACACUGGACUUUUCACCAAUGAUGAAGGCCGCCAAGGUGAUGAUGAGCAGAGCGAUUGGUUCUAUGAGGGAGAAUGUGUCUCAGGAUUUACAGUUCCCAACCUCCUGCCCAAGUGGGGAACUGACCGUCAGUCUGACAUGGAACGAAUGGACUCCAGCUUUGAAAAAAUCUCAGAUCCAACAUUCCUUCUACCCUCUCGGCCUGCUACGAAAGGAUUUCAUGCCCGCUUGAACCGCCUUCCCAGUGUUACUACCCGCUGCCUCAGGAAGGGCCGUAGAAGGCUGGUUAGCAAGGAGACCAUCAUGAGUGCUUUGGGCACAGAGAGGAUUAGCCACAUCAUUGGUGAUUCCUGCCAAAAAGAAAAGAACAAAAUGCUGGCUUCCCAUUACUUCCACAUUGCAGCCUGUGUGCAAGAGUUCAACCCACUCUCUCCUCUGUACUCUUUGGAUGUCCUUGCUGAUGCUUCCCAUCGAAGGUGCUCACCAGCACACUGCACUGCCAGGCAGAGUAAUAUACACCUGGGACCUCCAUGCUCAAGGGACAUCAAGAGGAAGCGAAAGCCAGUAAUGGCAACAGCCUCCUUUUCCAGCCCGACCUCAGCAGCUUUCUCCGUCCAUAGAGAUGCACCAGAUGCCGGCCCACCUGUGGCACAUGCUCAGAGGCACCAGAACUGACUGGACAGCCAGAAUCCAUUCAUCAGAGAGAAGUGCCAUUGCAGCUACCCAAGGCAGCUUUUUUAAAAAUGUCACAUGAGAUGGUCCUUGACUGCACUAGAAGGAGGCAGCUCUUCUUUAACAAUUAGUUGGGCUUUUUAUAUCUUGGACUUCAGAGAGUAUCAAAAUUGUCAUCAAAUGCCUUGACUGACAAUAACUAUCUCUUCAGUGUUAGCGUGUGACAUGUCAGAAUGAUCCAUUUGCCCUAUACAUCCUGAAAACCAUGUCUGUAAAUCUAUGUAAAAAUGAAUAAUCAGUGUUUGGAUUCUCAUA
This is a messenger RNA of Elgaria multicarinata webbii, 1794 nucleotides long. RefSeq names its product G-patch domain containing 2 like (gene GPATCH2L). Bases 121 to 1482 code for a protein of 453 amino acids. NCBI's taxonomy places the organism in Eukaryota, Metazoa, Chordata, Lepidosauria, Squamata, Anguidae. Gene Ontology annotation, cellular component: nucleus. The transcript is spliced from 10 exons. The record is from RefSeq and is a predicted model, not a curated record.